AUGCUGCCCCGAUUUGAUCGGGAUUCAAUUGAUGUUCUAUUCGCGUGGCUGUCUUUGUCGCCAUCGCGCAAGAUCGACUUAGCCUGUCGACAACAGGCACCAGAGCAAGGCAACCCUGCGGGCAGCCGCAGCGAGCUGUACCAGCUCUUGCAGCAGCGGGAGCAUGUGCUAAAACGACCAGAUAUGUACAUUGGUCCGGUAGAGCCACGGAACGAGACGGCCUGGAUCGUGAAGGGUCGAAAGAUUAUGGAGAAAUCCUUGCUGCUCUCCCCCGGCCUGGCCUGGCACUUAGUUUUCCUUCCGCUGGCGGAUGGCAUGGCAGCAAUGGAACCUCCCCACAAGAAGGUUCGUAGCUUGAAGAUCGAGACAGUGGCGGUGCAUGGGGGUGACCAGCAUGACCCAGGUCAUGGCGCUAUCUUUCCACCCAUCACCACGGCGACCAGCUUCGUUCAGCCCAACCUGGGAGAGGAAGGGCGCUUCGCAUAUUCCAGGUGCGGAAAUCCGACGAGGAACGCCUACGAAACAGCCAUCGCUGAGUUGGAGGGCGGCUGCUGGGCCACCGCCACUGCGUCAGGCAUGGCCGCAACGGCCCUGGCUCUGGAAUUGCUACAACCUCAAAGCCAUGUCUUGGCGAUGAGGGGUCUCUAUGGAGGAACGCUUCGCUUGUUUGAGAAGGUUCGGACUAGCUCCCAACACUUAAGCUUCACAUACCUGGACCUCAACGAUCUGAAGGAUGUUUGCUCCAAGAUCCAGGAGAACACUCGCAUGAUCUGGGUGGAGAGCCCAACGAAUCCCUUGCUGACCUUGGUGGACAUCGCACAGCUGGUUGAAGCUGUCCGUUCGGCCCAGGAUCCAAAGAAGCCGCCCAUUCUGAUCUGUGCAGACAACACCUUUGCAACUGCCUGGAAUCAACAGCCCCUGAAGUUGGGCGUAGACAUUGUGAUGAUUUCGGCCAGCAAAUACAUUGGGGGCCACUCCGACAUGACCGGCGGUGCCUUGGUGGUGGGCAACCAGGACCUGGCUCAGAGGCUCAACGCCUUGGCCAAAAGCGUGGGUGCCAUCGCGAGUCCCUUUGAGGCAUAUUUGGCCUUGCGCGGAAUGAAGACGCUGGCAGUUCGCAUGGAGAGGCAGUGUAGCAACGCGCAGAAGGUUGCUGAAUUCCUGGUGAAGCACGAAAAUGUGACGGAGGUGCAUUAUCCGGGUCUCUCCAGCCAUCCGCAGCACGCGCUGUGCCGGAGGCAGAUGAAAAGCGGUGGUGCUGUGGUCACCGUGCGCUUGAAAGGGAAAGAUGGAAGCGAUGAUUUGGAGGUCAUGCGCAGGUUUUUCAGUCGCCUGAAAAUUUGGGUGCUCGCUGAAUCCUUGGGAGGCGUUGAAAGCAUGAUCAACCACAGCGCCAGCAUGUCCCAUGGUUCGAUGACCAAGGAGGAGCGUGCGGAGGUGGGCGUCUAUGAUACCACCUUGCGGCUCAGCGUUGGCAUCGAGGACGUCUCCGAUCUCCUAGAGGACCUGUCGCAAGUCCAGAUCUACAACGAGAUUUUGGUCAACGCCAUAGAUCGACAAUUUCACAGUUCUUUGUCAGAGAUUCGUAUUGACGUGGAUGCCAAGACCAGCGAGAUCAGCGUCUGGAACGAUGGCGGCGCCAUCCCGGUGGAGAUCCACCAGUCUGGACUCUAUGCAAGGGGGCCCCAGGUGCCCAGCAUGGUCUUUGGUGAGUUCAUGAGCGGUGAAAACUUCAACGACACCGGGAUCCGCUUCACGGGCAGGCGAAAUGGCAUUGGCGCCAAAGCCACCAACGUCUUUAGCACGUCCUUCGAGGUCACAGUGGAUGACCCUGGGACCCAACAACGCUUCUACCAACGCUGGGAGGAUAACAUGGCGAUCCAAUUUCCACACGAGCUCUCACCUCUUCCGCCGGAGGUCCAACGAGGUUCAGUGAAGGUCACCUUCAAGCCCGACUUGCCGCUCUUUGGCUUGAUCAAAAUCGACGCGGCACACCUGUCGAUGAUGCGUUCACGCGCCUUUGAUGCUGCUGCCUGUACCAGUUCCAACGUGCAGGUGACCUUCAACAAUGAAACACUCACGGUGCAAGGCUUUCAGGAGUUCUCUAAGAUGACGCUGGGAAAUCAUGUGGCAGUUGAAGAGGUUCGGGAUCAGCAGGGCCGUGUGAGGGCCGAGGUGGCCGUGGCCUUCGCCGAGCAGAGCGGCUUUGCGGCGCUGGGCUUUGUGAAUGGCAUCCGCUGCAGCUACGGGACGCACGUGAAACUCGUGACGGACCAGAUCACUGAUCGCAUCGCCGAGAUGGUCGCCCAACAAGGUACUUCGCGGCCCUCGGAUGCAACAGUGAGACAGUAUUUGCGCAUCAUCGUCAAAGUCUUGGUGGAUAACCCUGAUUUCGAUUCGCAAACCAAGACACGACUCACCACCACCACGCACAAGUUGGGUUUUGACUUCAUCUUGUCCAGCGAGUUCAUCGAGACGGUGGCGGAGCUGGGUGUGUUGGACGCUGCCAUCAAAGCCAUGGAGGCCACCCGGCUCCGCAGCAUGCAGAAAGGCACGUUGAUAUUGACAGAGGGCGAUUCUGCCAAGGCCCUUGCGGUGGCCGGGCUCGCCAAAGUGGGUCGGGAGAACUUUGGUGCGUUUCCUUUGAAAGGAAAGCUGUUGAACGUGCGUGGCGCCAACGAUAAGCAGAUCCAGUCCAACACGGAGAUCAAGCAUCUGAUGCACAUCUUGGGUUUGCGUUGGGGUCAAGAAUUUGAAAAUGCCGAAGAGGUGGCCGACCUUCGGUAUCAGCGUGUCAUGAUCUUUGCCGAUCAAGACUUGGAUGGGCACCACAUUGCAGGUCUGGUGAUCAAUCUUUUGGCCACGCUUUGGCCUAGCUUGUUGAAGGUGCAGCCCAACUUCUUGCAGCGCUUCGCCACUCCAUUGGUGAAGGUCUUUCCAAAAUCGUCCACAUCGGACACCACGUGGCCGGACCAGGAGUUCUUCUCUCAAGGCGACUUUGACGCCUGGCAGCGCGACGAAGGGGCAGACUGGACGAAACACUACCGUGCGAAGUACUACAAGGGCCUAGGCACUUCCACUCGAGCAGAGGCCUUGCAGUAUUUCCAAGCGAUGGACAAGCAUGUCAUCCAGGUGGAGUUCGAAGGAGCCAAGGACAUGGAAGCCCUGGAGAAAGCCUUUGAGCCCAAUCGAACCGAUGAUCGAAAGGAGUGGAUCAAGGACUAUGAUCCCACCGAGGAGUUGGACUACUCCCAAGAUGCCACAAACUUUGAGGACUUCUUUGAUAAGUCGUUCCUCCAUUUCAGCGCUUAUGACAACGUCCGUUCCAUUCCAAAGCUGAUGGAUGGGCUGAAGCCUUCGCAGCGCAAAGUGCUGUACUGGGCCAUACGACAACUCAAAACCGAGAAGAAGGUCUCCCAAAUCACCGGCCUGGUCUCGUCGGCAACCAGCUACCACCACGGUGAGCAGUCUUUGGUGAAGGCGCAAGACUUCGUUGGCACCAACAACCUGAACCUCUUUGAGCCCAUCGGUAUGUUCGGCACCCGUCUCCAUGGGCGCGAUGUCCACGCCAGCGCGCGGUACAUCAACACCAAGCUGUCGCCGUUGGUUCCUUACAUCUUUCUGAAGGAAGACUUGGAUUUAUUGCCCCCACAGCUUGAGGAGGGAAACGAAAUUGAGCCGUGCAUGCUUUUGCCCAUUUUUCCGUUGGUGCUGGUGAACGGCUUCAUUGGCAUCGGCACCGGCUGGGCUACCCAAGGGCCCAACUUUGAUGCACUGCAGGUGGUAGAUCGGCUCAUGUCACUGAUUCAGGGGGAGCAAAGCGAUGCAAAGCUCAUACCCAGCUACCGGGGCUUCCAGGGGAGCGUUACAGACAUCAACGGAAGAUGGGUUUCAAAGGGCAAUUGGCAGAUCUUGGAGGGCGAGGGCAUCGAUGAAGAUCUACUCAUCGUGGAGAUCACAGAGCUGCCGGUGAAGGCCUGGACAGAUGACUACAUCCAGGAAUUGGAAAAGAAGGCCGAAAAAUCGCGCAUCUCCAUGAAUGUCUUCAAGUGCAGGGACCACGAUGACCAGAAUGUUCAUCUUCUUUUGAACCUUGAUCCGGAGCAGUUUGCUGUGCACAAUCGUGAGCAGGCACUGCGGCGAUUCUUGCGCCUGGAGAAAUCCGUUGUCUCCCUCAUGUGGCUCUUUACCGAGGCAGAAGAUCAGAGUCAAUCGCUGCAGUUUUUCCAGGACGCCGAAAUGGUGCUUGAGGCCUUCUAUCGUGCACGUCGCCCUUUUUACGCACAGCGGAAGGAGCGCAUGAUACAACAGAUAUCUCACCAGGUUCAACGGCUGGAGAACCAGUUGCGGUGCAUUCAGAUGUAUCAGAAGGGGGUCCUGGAACCGACGGUCUGUUUCUUGGAGGACCAGGGCUUCGCGCGGAUGGAGAGGUCGCGGUCUUCACUGCCAAGGGAGGGGGAGUCGUCCCAGAUGGAGGACGAUCGGGGCUUCAAAUAUCUGUUAGACAUGCCCAUCCAGCGUUUCUCCGUCUCCGGGGCUCAGAAGUUUGAAGAAAAACUUCAACAGGCGCAGAGGGAGCUCGAGCGAUUGCAGGGCUUGGACAUUGAUGAGUUGUGGCUCCAGGAUUUACAGAGCUUCCGAGAGCAGUACCUCAAGGUAAAAGGUGAGACAACGAUGCAUACACCGGCGUUGAGCGACGAAGACCUUGACGCGGCCCUGAAUCGCUUCAGUAAGGAGAGACGAAGGUGGCUGACUCGAGUGGACGUUUCUGACGAGGUGUUCAACGUCGCGAUAUUGUCCAAGCUGACCAGACCAGAGCUGAAGGACCGCGCCGAACAGCUAGGUUUGGACAUCCGGGGCAAGCUAAACAAACAGGACAUCAUCGAUACCUUGUUGACGUACAGCGUCAUUGGUUUCAAGGAGAGGAACUGGCAGAAACUGACCGUUCCGGAUCUUAAGGCACACCUGCAGAUCCGCGGGCUCUCAGAGGUGGGUAACCGCCAGUCGCUGAUCAACCGCUUGUGUGGUUCAAGGACGCCUCCCAUAAGAUUCAGAAAGCUUGCUCCCGAGAUGAAGGAGGAGUUUCGCUACAUGGGCCUCUCAACCGCUGGGGUCGUUUCGGAGUUGGAAGAGC
Molecule: messenger RNA, 5134 nt
Organism: Cladocopium goreaui
Lineage: Eukaryota; Dinophyceae; Suessiales; Symbiodiniaceae
Source: the annotation of a GenBank genome assembly